AUGGCGAAUGUGGCUGCGCGUCUGCAGGCAGGCAGGUGCAUCAUCGAUUUCAAGACCAAAGCACCCUCCCUCACCUUCAUCGGGCCAGCUUCCGUCGUGCCAGUCGCGGUGCCGUUCCCCCUUGCUGGACGCCGCUCGGAGGACCUCCAGGGCCCGCAGAUUUCGACUCCGCACGGCCCCGACCCGUUCUCCCUCCACCAUUCAAUCGCCGUUCCGUGCUAUCUAUGCGUCCAGCCCAACCCCGCGACAACCACCCAGUUCCGGCUCAUUUUCGUCCUCGUUGCAACUAGGCACCUAGCCCCCUUCACUUUUGCACACCCUUCGGCAUGUAAGAGCCUGCGUGGGAAGCCCUAA
Clonostachys solani is the source of this 354-nucleotide messenger RNA. NCBI's taxonomy places the organism in Eukaryota, Fungi, Ascomycota, Sordariomycetes, Hypocreales, Bionectriaceae. The record is from the annotation of a GenBank genome assembly.